AUGAACGAAACUCCUCCCCUUGUUUACAGUGCGGUCAAAUCAAGCGUGAAAUAUCGUCUCGCGAGAUUACAGAAAGCCCUAAAUGCCAACCGUCAGAAAGACAAGUACGUCGGAAAGAGAUGCCGAAGGGAUAAGUCACCCACAACAUCUGGAAAAAUGAGUCUCACCAAGUCCCGUUCUCAAAGGGCGAGAACAACAGUAAAAUUAGCACGCCGUGACAAUUCCGAGGAUCAGAACGCUAAUAAAAUGAACGCUUGCGGGCUUUGCCAGUGUCCGCAGGCUGUUGACGGGCGGCCCAAUUGUAUAUCUGUAAAACAGGCAUCCAUAAUAUUUGCAAAUGUUAAAUUUGAAGGCGCGGUUGUAUGUUUUGGUUGCCUUGACUUACUAAAGAAAGCAGAGGCUCUACAAUCAGCCAAGUCAGCAUUCGACUGCAGGAAAAGGAGGGGCAGUAUCAGUGGCAACGGUGUGUCCACUUCAGCUAAGGUGGCCAGAUACGAGACUGAGAGGAAGACGGUACAGAAGACUUCAAGACAGAAAGCCAUAUCAAGUUUGAAGAAUUCUAAGUAUGCGACAGCAUUCAAGCAUAUUCUUAAGCGUCCAAGAGGGAAAACAGCCUUCUAUCAAACAGUGUACAAGAUGUGCAAAUCAGAGAUUUUCAAUGUUAAAGGUGGUCCUCUUUCAAAAAAGGUGUCCAGACAAUCACUUGAGGAGUUUAGCUGGGAUGAAAUUCUACCUGAUGUGGAGGAAAAGUGUCCUACUUUGUAUAAUGCUGUUUUGGGAUCAAUUAUGAAAUCAAAAGGUCAAAGUGAGCUCAACAAGGUACGGUCCACUUUUGGCACAGCUUUGUCAAUGAUUUUGCACAAACGCCACCCUACAAGAUUCAAGUUUGUACAAGGAAUGAAUAGUAUUCAAAUGUGGCUUAGUAACUGCAGCAAUAAUCUCUUCGACUGUUUCAACAAAAUGGGAAUAUGCACAAGCUCUAAUACAGCACGUUGUCAGAUAGACCAGUUGGUAAAAGAGCACGAUAAUGCAAUCCUCCAUUUGAAAAAACAGACUGAAAAAGCUGAACUAUCACAAAAACUAAACAGAGUGAACAGGCCAUUGUUCCCACCAGAAGUAAAACAAAAUGAUAAAAAUGGAUUUAGCAUAUGCUGGGACAAUGUACAGAUUGAAGUUCAUGCACGUCAUCAAUCAACAGAGAGUCAAAACAAAAUGAUGAUGUGGGCAAUGAGCUAUGCUGCAAUCAACAGAAUAGGAUUUUUCCACUUAAGAGAUGAUUCAACCGUUAAAGCAGUAGAUUUGCCCCUGGAGACCUUUCUGCCGGACCAAUGUGACAUUGAGACCACCACACAACGAAUGGUUGUUAUAGUGUCCAGGAUUUUGACACACUUUCUUCCAAACCUUAAACAACACUAUCAGCAAAUUCCAAUAUCCCACAUCCAACACAAGUUCUCAAGAGAAUCCAGUCUGAAAAGUGAAAUUGUUAACCUUGGUGUCAUGAAAGAAAACCCAUCAUCUAUAGCAGGUGUAAUACAGAUUUUGGAAAAUCUCCAGCAGUAUGUGCCGAGGAAGACAAAUGGUAGAAUGAUAAAAAUUGUUUGUCAUGGAGAUGGCCUGUCAGUUGAAAGACAUAGAGAUGCGCAAAGAGCAAGGGCAGGUUCACUGACAGAAGAAGGCAGAUUACAGGGUCUUGUGUCCACACCUCAAGAGUUCCACAAACGCUGCAUCACUAUGCAGGACACAAUGAACAAACUGUGCAAAGGAGGACAGAAUUCAAGGGGAACAUUUGCUAAUAUUAAAAAUGUAUUUGAUCACAGGAAUGUCACACCCAAGGAUGUAACAAAGUCUUUUAACCAUUGUGUGGACUUCAUCUGGUUUACAACAUCAGGCUAUAUUUGUUUACUUGCCCUCAAAAUACUCGAGAUGGAAACAAUAAACAGUGUACCGCAGCAGUCGCCAUUUCAGGGGACAGAGGAGGAGAAAAAGGUUUUCUUGGCAGAAACUGCCAAGAAAAUUGUCCAAUUUUGCCUGCCAACAUUACAGACAGCACAAGACAUUGCUGAUUCUGUGGAUAAUGAUGCACCAUACACUUUCUGCAGUUGUAAAACAUAUACAGGAGAGGAUAUGGUGCAGUGUAGUAAUACCUAUUGUUCAAAAGGGAAGUGGUUUCAUCUCUCCUGUAUUGCAGACGCGCCAGAGGAUGAGGAAGAAGACUGGUACUGCUGUGUUGUUUGUGAAACUUCCCAAAACUCAGUCUUCUGCAAGUGCAAGAAAGUUAUCAGAGGGUCAAGAAUGGUGCGUUGCCACAGAGAUACAUGCCCAUUUGGGAAGUGGUUCCACCUGAGGUGUGUCGAACUAGAGACAGAUCCAGUGAAUAACUGGUACUGCUCUGAUUCUUGUCGGACACCAGUUACUGAAAACCUGGAGAACCCAUAUACUGAAGAUGGAGUGUAUGAAUACUCUAAGGCAGCAGUAUACAGAGGCCUGUUAGAUCUUGUACAUCAGGACAUAAUUAGAGAAAAUGAUGGACCUGCAAUGAUGAGUCUUUGGAGAAUGAACAUGGUUGACUUUUACAGCAAUAACCACCACAAAUACCUUCAAAUAGGCCAUAUGCUUCUAGCAGGGAUAUCCGGCUUUCUUCCGCAAAGACUAUCCAAUGAAAUCCUCUGGAACAGGACUGUUAACAUAAAAGGAGGCGAGGGUAGAAAUAUUGCCAUGGACCUUGCUAAUGAAUUCAUUAAUCGUGACUUUAAAGAUAACCUCAAGCACUGCCAUGGAAGAUAUACAGAUACUGAUGUUUCAAGACGAAGUAAAAUGGUAGGCGCUCUGGGAUGUUCACUGAAAGGAGCAUAUGCAGAGGCCUUUGGAGAAACACAUUUUCAUCAAACAAACAAAAAAACAUUUGGAAAAUAUGAAAAUGAUGUUGCCAAAUUCAUUGAAGAAUACAAAGAUGACAACCUGUUUAAUAUUCAACCUGGAAGACACCACCAAGGUUUUGAAGGUUUUUCUGCAAGUCAACCAGUUUCAAAUCCUGAAAACUUAAUACGAAGGCUUCAAGGUCACUCAAAAAACAUUGACUUACAGAAACUCCUUCAAAACUGAUGAGCACCAUUUCUAACAAAGAAAUGGAUUGACUGCAGACGAAACUCUUUUUCCUGCACACCAGUAGUUGCAACCAUGCUGGCAUGAUCUUUCUUAUCUGUUUUUUCUUGCAUUUUGGGCCUUGCAAAUCAUUACAAGAAAUUAGAAUAUACAUUACCACAAUCUUACUUUGGACAAGUCAAGAUUAAGAACUUUUUAAGUGUAUGAUUUCUUCCUCAUGUAACAAGAAAGACCAACUGUAUGUUAUAAAGCACCAGCUGCAGAAUUUUUCAAGACAAUAGCUUUGAGAGCAACAGAGAUUUUUGACUUUGUAAAAAUCUUUAACCAACAGCGGCGCAGACGCUGACACCGGGGUGAGUGCAAUAAAAAAAAUCAUUUGUGAUUAGAUGCAAUUUAUUAUAACACUCCUACUGCUGUGAUAUAACUUAUUCAUAAAUAUUUUCGAAACAAUGAUUUUAUAUAUGACAAAUCACUAAAAAAUGUACAUUAAUACUUAUAUUGCUGAUAUCCUUAUUUACUGAUGCACAACUUGGUGCGACCCUAUUUUGUUGCAACAGUCCUAACUGCCAUUUGUGUCUUACUUGAACAGAAGUCAGAUUAAAGUGCUGUAAUAUAGUACUCUUUCUUUUUUUUCUAGAUUAUUAAGAUAAUACAGUUUGAACUAUUGUCUGCUAUGGUACAUUUAUAUGUCUUUAUAUGUCUAGUUUCAAAUUUAAUACUUGGAGCCUCGU
Molecule: messenger RNA, 3833 nt
Organism: Mercenaria mercenaria
Lineage: Eukaryota; Metazoa; Mollusca; Bivalvia; Venerida; Veneridae
Exons: 18
Coding region: 1-3102 (1033 amino acids)
Source: RefSeq, a predicted model, not a curated record